AAUAAAAUGGCUGACGCUGAACUCAUUGCAAAUGCAAGGAAGUGAGAGUGCUUAUUUUAUUCUAUUUUCUUUAUUUUGAAAUGCAAAUUAAAUUUCCUAUAAAGUUAAAUAUUUUAAACGUACGAUUUAAUUUCCACAAGUUCUUUAGUACACAAUUUGUAUAAUUAUUGGAAAGUCAGUAUUUGACAAUGGCUGUGUUAGCGGCGGCACAGUUGUUGGACGAGUUGAUGGGCAGACAUCGCAAUACUAAUCCAAACGAAAAGAUCAGGAAACCAAAUUGGGAGGAUCCAGAAUACUGUAAAUAUUAUAUGGUCAAAUUCUGUCCACAUGAUUUAUUUGUGAACACAAGAGCUGACCUCGGGGCCUGUCCUAAAGUUCACGAUGAUGAAGUUAAGGAUCUGUUUGAAAGAGCAGAGUCUUCAUAUAAAAAAGCUCAAUAUGUUGAAGAGUUUCUUCGGUUCUGCCGUCACAUGAUCAAUGAUGUUGAAAGAAAAAUUCAAAAAGGUAAGCAAAGACUGGAACUUAUGAACUCAAAACCAGAGGGUCCGCCAAUGACUCAAGCUCAAACGGAGAAAAAUCAAGAGCAGGUGCAACUGUUAUCAGAAAAGAUCACAGCUUUAGUACAAGAAGCAGAGGAAGCCGGCACCUGUGGCAAUGUGGAGCAGGCCCAAGGUCUGAUGAAGCUGUGCGACAGACUGAAAGAGGAGAAAGAUACGCUUUUAAAGCAGCAGGAAAAUAGCCACUGGUCAAUGACAGCCGAGCUGGCGGCGGCGCAGGAGAAGCAGAUGGAAGUGUGCCCCGUGUGUGGCGCCUUCCUGAUUGUGGGUGACGCGCAGCAGAGGAUUGAUGACCAUUUGUCCGGCAAGCAGCAUGUCGGCUACUUUAAACUACGUCAAGCGUACGAAGAAAUGAACGAAGCUCGUGAAAAGGAACAACAGGAGAAAGAGAGAAAACGCCGCGAGGACAGAGAAAGAGAGCGCAGCAUCCGCGGCGGCGGGCUCGGCUCCGACAGGAGAGAUAGAGAGAGAAUGGAGAGAGACCGCGAGCGGGACAGGGACAAGGAUAAGAGUGAUAGGGGGGAGAACAAAGAGAAAGAUAAGGAACGUCACCGGUCAAGCCGCGAGGAGCGAAGCGGACGUCACGAGGAGCGCGAGGGACGGGACAAGGAUCGCGAGAAGGACAGGGGCGAGCGGGACAAGGACAGGGGCGAGCGUGACAAGGACAGGGGCGAGCGGGACAAGGACAGGGAGCGGGACCGUGACAAGGAGCGUGACAACAAGGAGCGGGACAACAAGGACCGGGAUCGCGAUCGUGACCGUGACAACAAGGACCGGGACCGAGAGCGUGACCGCAAGCACCGCAGGGAGAGAAGAUCUUCGCACGACCGCGGGUCGCGGCGUCGCUCCCGCGACCGCCACUAGUUGACUGAGGUAUCACAAAAUCCCCUCGAAACGCUUUAGUAACAUACCAAAAUAAAACUUCGGUUUAUGGCAAACGUAUGGGGAGUAAUGUCCCGUUGCACUCUCGAUUCGGUAGUUGUCGUCACACCGACGGACUUGGCAGGUAUUUGAUACGUAAUUAUGAAUAGCUGCUGGAAGCCGACAAGGGGGAGGCUUUUUGGUCAAUCGCGUGCAUCUUAUAAUUUUUUUUUUUACAAAUCGUGAGAUGUAAAAGAACCUAGCGAUUGACCAAUGAGGAUGAUAGAGCUGUCCGCAUAAACGCCGUCUUGUUUGAGGUAUUUUUUAUGUAUGUUACGUCGUUGUCGAUCUCGAGUCGCUACGGUCGGGAUGGUGCACGGUGGUGCAGAUUGAAUGCCAGGUAUUUGUUAGGUUUCGAUAUUGAUUGAUCGAUCCAGUUCUAAAAGUCAGUUUUUUUUUAAAUUAUAUUUUCGGUAAUCAUAAUUAAAUAUUGAUAGUCAAAAUAAAAACACCGGGUAAUUAAAAAAACAAAAUUAAUUAGGAUUUCAAAAGGAGCUUCUUACCGUCGUUGUUUAGACAUUUGUCAUACCAUUAACUAAACAGAAAUGGAGAUGUGAAGGAAGCGUUUGCCAUAUGCUUCUUGUUUCACAAAAUGGAUGCAGUUUUUACAUCUACUGUGAAUUUCCAGGUACCCUAUGCUAUGGCAACAAGUUGGCAAUUAGAUUAAAUUGUUUCACCAAAACUUUUUGAUAUUUUUCUCCAGAGUCAAGUUUAAAAAUAUUUUUUUAAUCAAAUUAAUUUUUUAGCACACUUGUGGCCAUUCAAAUAUUUAUCUAAAUUCAUACCCUUUUUCCCAAAAUGUGAAAAAAUAAAAUGAUUGAUUUCAAAUUACAUAUACUCAUUUUAUGUAAAUGUACUGUAAAUAUAUUUAUUUUUGUAAUUAACUAGACCCUUUCAAUCAUUGUAUUUUGUUCCACUGCAACAAAAGUGGUAACAUUCUCGUUUUUAGCAAAUGGAUGGACUUUUCAGUUGCAAAACCAACAGAGGAAGAUCCACAUCGAUGGAGGCGACUCAACCAUAGACAAUGAGGUACUUAUCAAAUUAAGAGAACAGCAGCAAUGAAGAGGCAGAAGAAUCGUUCGUUUAUAUCCGUCUCCUGGACGUCGUUUCCGAGGUGACCUAGUAUAUUUUACGUGUAUAACGUUUUUUUAUAAUUCCACUUUGACGUUAGGCAAAUGCAUGUAAACAAU
Bicyclus anynana (squinting bush brown) is the source of this 2668-nucleotide messenger RNA. Its product is annotated as luc7-like protein 3. Gene Ontology annotation, molecular function: mRNA binding. The coding region runs from base 189 to 1421 and encodes 410 amino acids. Gene Ontology annotation, cellular component: U2-type prespliceosome; U1 snRNP. NCBI's taxonomy places the organism in Eukaryota, Metazoa, Arthropoda, Insecta, Lepidoptera, Nymphalidae. Gene Ontology annotation, biological process: mRNA splice site recognition. The record is from RefSeq and is a predicted model, not a curated record. The transcript is spliced from 9 exons.